This is a messenger RNA of Symbiodinium sp. CCMP2456, 503 nucleotides long. The record is from the annotation of a GenBank genome assembly. NCBI's taxonomy places the organism in Eukaryota, Dinophyceae, Suessiales, Symbiodiniaceae.
GCUUUGCGUUGCGCUUCUUCAGCACUGGCGACAUGGAGGCUGCAGUGAUGAAUUGGAACAUUGUGCAAGCCACAUUGCGACAGACUUCGUGCAAACUCAGCGACUUCCUGGUACUCCUAGCUUCGUCCUGCAUGGGGGCGGUAAUCAUAUUUGCAUAUCAGAUCGUGUCCCUGACUCUAUCCGGCGACAGAGUGGCCGUGGAGAACAUCAUCAAGUGGACAGGGUGGUUGUACUCUCCCCUGAUUCUGUUUCUCUACGUUCUGUCGACUGCAGCAGCCGUCACGGAGAAGGUCGAUCGCUUGGCACCUCUUGUGAACUCCUGGUCAUUCGAUGGUCGGGAGACCCUGGACGAAUCGCGACAGUAUGUGGUGUCGUACAUCUUGCAUAGCCAUGCAGGUUUCUAUGCUCGAGGUAUCCGCAUUACAUCAGCGAACGUGCAGAAGCUUGUCUACUACUUCGCCGCAGGGUCGUUCGGCCUCCUCACGAACCUAUGGCAAAGAUAG